AUGAGUACGGAAACCAAUUCCGUGGCAGCUGACGGAAAGCACCGCCUACACCCCAGUGUGAUCGAGGAUUCCAGCGCUGGAGAGGCUGGUGUGAUUGCAAGCGAGCUCAUGGCUGAAGAAGCGAGCUUACUAGAGGCCCAGGCGGCCUCCAAUCCCACAAAGUCCUACGGUGCUACUGAGAUAAAUAACCAGCAAACCGACGACAAUGGUGGGUACGCCUUACCAAAGGGCAAGUUGUAUCUUUUGAUUUCGUGUGUGUACAUGGCGGUGUUCAUGUCUGCUUUGGACGGCACCGUGGUGGCCUCCCUCUUGACGGUGAUUGCUUCAGAAUUGAACCAGGUGGGAAACAUAUCCUGGAUAGCUACCUCCUACUUGGUCUCAUCGGCUGCGUUCCAACCGCUUUUUGGCAAGUUGUCCGACAUCUUCGGCAGGAGAACCAUCUUGAUAGUUUGUGGUGCCUUCUUCACAGUUGGAUGUUUGAUAUGCGCUACGGAAUCGUUCACCCUUUUGAUUCUAGGAAGAUUUAUCGCCGGAUGUGGUGGCUCUGGGUUUACCUCGCUCGGAACGAUUGUCAUGUCCGAUCUCAUCCCACUUCGUGACAGAGGUGUGUUCCAAGGAAUGGGUAAUAUCUGCUUUGGGUUGGGUUAUGCGUCGGGAGGGUUCAUUGGGGGCCUAGUUGCUGAUUGGCUUGGGUGGAGAUGGGUCUUUAUCUUACAAGUUCCCUUGAUUUUGGUUGUCACUGCCGUGAUUUACUUCUUCUUACACUUGCCUGAAGGCUCGCCUGGAUUGGGAGUCCAAGGCGAAGAUGUGCACCAGAAAUUGAAGAGAGUAGACUUCUUGGGGGCAUCUCUAUUGGUUGCAGGGUUGAUUUCAUUUAUGAUAGCUGCCAGCUUGGGUGGAAGAAUUAUUCCUUUUACUUCGUUCACAUUUAUUGGAUUAUUGUUGCUUUCUGUUGCCUUUAUUGCAGUCUACACUUAUGUGGAGUUGUACGUUUCGGAAGAACCAAUCCUUCCUCUCGAGGUCUUGGGUGUUAGAACGGUUUUGGCUUCUUCUUUUGCAAAUUGGUUCUUUACCAUGGGUGCCUUGGCCUAUACAUUCUACGUGCCCGUGUUUUUAUCAUCCGUGAUUGGAUUGUCUCCUACCCAAACUGGUCUUAGAUUGGUUCCAAAUUUUAUCGGUGUUUCAGGAGGCUCGCUUGCAGCCGGAAUUUACAUGAAGAAAACUGGCCGUUACUGGCCGAUUUCCGCCGUCUUAGGAGGUGUUGCCGUACUUGGAUCCUUGAAAUUGUUGACCUUUUCCCCCAAUAGUUCUGUGUUCACCCAGUACACUAUCACCGUUCUUCCAGGUAUUGGUUAUUCGUGUAUGUUGACAACCAGCUUGUUAGCAUUGAUUGCUUCUGUUCCAAUGAAGUACCAAGCCUGUACCACAUCCAUUCAGUAUACUUUCAGAUCUACCGGCUCCACUAUUGGGGUUACUGUCGCGUCAGCAAUAUUCCAGCACAUUCUCCAGAUAAAAUUAAACACAAAAAUCCACAAGUUGGUAUCAGACAAAAAGCUAGCUGCAAAGAUAAUUUCCAGGGCGUUGGCCAGCUCGCUGUAUGCCCAAGAAGCUCCAGAAUAUGUCCGUGACGCGAUUAGAGACUCUUAUCAAGCAGGCUGUAGGGGAGCAUUCGUGUUGAGUGUUGCUACAAUUACUGCUGGCUAUAUUUGUCUGUUAUUCAUGAAAGAGUAUAAGUUGCAUACCAGUAUUAACAGAGAUUAA
Molecule: messenger RNA, 1761 nt
Organism: Suhomyces tanzawaensis NRRL Y-17324
Lineage: Eukaryota; Fungi; Ascomycota; Pichiomycetes; Serinales; Debaryomycetaceae
Exons: 1
Coding region: 1-1761 (586 amino acids)
Biological process (GO): transmembrane transport; basic amino acid transport
Cellular component (GO): fungal-type vacuole membrane
Molecular function (GO): basic amino acid transmembrane transporter activity
Source: RefSeq, a predicted model, not a curated record